GCCUCGCGAACGUCCCCGUGUCCUCCCCGACGCCCCGGAGCCGCCGGCCGCCAGCUCCAGCACCAAGCACCGGCCAAAAGGAAGUGGACUGGAGUAUAAUGGAGGCCUCAGUAAUACUACCCAUUCUGAAGAAGAAACUCGCCUUCCUUUCAGGAGGAAAGGACAGACGAAGUGGCCUGAUUCUGACAAUUCCAUUAUGCCUUGAACAGACAAAUAUGGAUGAGCUGAGUGUCACCUUAGACUACCUACUCAGCAUUCCAAGUGAAAAAUGUAAGGCGAGAGGGUUUACCGUGAUUGUGGAUGGCAGAAAAUCACAGUGGAAUGUGGUGAAAACAGUAGUCUUAAUGCUACAGAAUGUUGUUCCAGCUGAGGUAUCCCUUGUCUGUGUCGUGAAACCAGAUGAAUUUUGGGACAAGAAAGUAACACAUUUUUGUUUUUGGAAAGAAAAGGAUAGACUUGGCUUUGAGGUCAUUUUAGUGUCUGCCAAUAAAUUAACUCGUUACAUUGAGCCAUGCCAGUUAACAGAAGAUUUUGGUGGGAGUCUCACCUAUGAUCAUAUGGAUUGGCUAAAUAAAAGGCUGGUUUUUGAGAAGUUUACUAAAGAGUCUACAUCAUUACUAGAUGAACUUGCUUUGAUUAACAAUGGAAGUGAUAAAGGAAGUCAGCAAGAGAAGGAAAGAUCUGUGGACUUAAAUUUUCUUCCCUCUGUUGAUCCUGAAACAGUUCUUCAGACAGGGCAUGAAUUGUUAUCCGAAUUACAGCAGCGUCGAUUUAAUGGCUCAGAUGGAGGAGUCUCAUGGUCUCCCAUGGAUGAUGAGCUGCUUGCACAGCCACAGGUUAUGAAACUGUUAGACUCGCUCCGAGAGCAGUACACUCGCUACCAGGAGGUUUGUAGGCAGCGUAGUAAGCGUACCCAGUUAGAAGAGAUCCAACAGAAGGUGAUGCAGGUUGUGAACUGGCUUGAAGGGCCUGGAUCAGAACAACUCAGAGCCCAGUGGGGGAUUGGUGACUCCAUUAGGGCUUCCCAGGCCCUCCAGCAGAAGCAUGAAGAAAUUGAGAGCCAGCACAGUGAGUGGUUUGCAGUAUAUGUGGAGCUUAAUCAACAAAUUGCAGCACUCCUGAACGCUGGAGAUGAGGAGGAUCUUGUGGAACUGAAGUCUCUGCAGCAACAGCUUAGUGAUGUUUGUUACCGACAGGCCAGUCAGCUGGAGUUUAGACAGAAUCUCCUGCAAGCAGCUCUUGAGUUCCAUGGAGUUGCCCAAGAUUUGUCUCAGCAGUUGGAUGGCUUAUUAGGGAUGUUGUGCGUAGAUGUAGCACCAGCUGAUGGAGCAUCGAUUCAGCAAACUUUAAAACUGCUUGAAGAGAAGCUGAAAAGUGUUGAUGUGGGAUUGCAAGGUUUGCGUGAGAAAGGUCAAGGUCUCCUGGAUCAGCUCUCCAAUCAGGCUUCCUGGGCCUAUGGAAAGGAUGUAACCAUUGAGAACAAAGAAAGUGUGGACCACAUACAAGGAGUCAUGGAAGACAUGCAGCUUAGGAAACAAAGAUGUGAAGACAUGGUAGAUGUGCGACGGUUAAAGAUGCUUCAGAUGGUUCAGCUGUUUAAGUGUGAAGAAGAUGCUGCCCAGGCGGUUGAAUGGCUCAGUGAACUGCUGGAUGCUCUGCUGAAGACCCACAUCAGAUUGGGUGAUGAUGCUCAGGAAACAAAAGUUUUACUGGAAAAGCAUAGAAAAUUUGUUGAUGUUGCACAGAGCACUUACGACUAUGGUAGACAGUUGUUGCAGGCCACCGUGGUGCUGUGCCAGUCUUUGCGCUGCACUUCUCGGUCCUCCGGGGACACCCUUCCUCGCCUGAACCGAGUAUGGAAGCAGUUCACCAUCGCAUCUGAGGAGAGAGUGCAUAGGUUGGAAAUGGCUAUUGCAUUUCACUCAAAUGCUGAAAAGAUUUUGCAAGACUGUCCAGAAGAGCCUGAAGCUAUUAAUGAUGAGGAGCAAUUUGAUGAAAUUGAAGCAGUUGGGAAAUCACUUUUGGAUAGAUUAACUGUUCCUGUGGUUUAUCCUGAUGGAACUGAACAAUAUUUUGGGAGUCCAAGUGACCUGGCUUCUACUGCAGAGCACAUCAGAGACAGGAUGAAGUUAGUCAGUCUCAAAAGGCAGCAGCUGAGACCUCCUGAGAUGGUGACCGCAGAGAGCUAAUGGCCACCAGCUCACUGCAGAGCUGCCGUUCACACUCCGCAUGGCGUCCGCAUACCACAGCAUUAGCCACGCAUUUCACAGCAGGAUAAGCCUCAUUUCUUCCCAUGACACAUUUCUUUCUACAUGUUAACACCAUGCAGCUGCCAAGGCAUAAUUACCUAACAUGCUUUGAGAACUUAGACUCCAUGUAUCUUAAAAGAAGGAACUACAAAUGUUGCACUGAAAAUUAGCUUUAAAGCUUUAUCCGACCUGUCAGUUUAUAGGUGAACAACUGAUAGUAAGCUUUGAAUGGUGCUAAUAUAAGUUUAAAAAUUCUAUUAAAAAAAAAAAAAGAAAUGGUUGCCCUCCCUCUCCAGGUGGUUGUAGUAAAUUUAGAUAGUAGUUAAACUGUUACUACUAGCCAGUCCAGUGGUGUCCUCAAAAUCUUACUUUGUAAUUCCUCAAAUUGAUUAUUUUUAUUGUGUCAAUAUGGAGACAACCCAUCAUAUCUUUGAUAUAUCAUAUUCAUUAAAGGACAUUUCUUAUUUGUAUUGAUAAUGUGUUAAAAGUUGUUUGUGUUUAAUAAAAGGCUUCUUUAAACAUCUUAUUUAAUUUGAUAGUUAUAUCCUACUUCCAAAUGUGAGUGCCUUAUUUAAAGGGGCAUUCUUAGGAUUGUGAGGAUGGUUUAAUAUUUGUUUUUAUUAUCAUGGUGGUUGCAUGUAUUCUAGCCAGAAAAUUUAUAUGUAAGCACGUGUAUAUAAUAAGCAUGUUUCAUCAUGAGAAAUGAUUGUGAAGAACAAUUUAGAACUUUUA
Messenger RNA from Ochotona curzoniae (black-lipped pika), 2981 nucleotides. It is a transcript of the gene SESTD1, whose product is annotated as SEC14 and spectrin domain containing 1. The record is from RefSeq and is a predicted model, not a curated record. The coding region runs from base 99 to 2189 and encodes 696 amino acids. The transcript is spliced from 18 exons. NCBI's taxonomy places the organism in Eukaryota, Metazoa, Chordata, Mammalia, Lagomorpha, Ochotonidae.